GUGAGUGGAGUGGUGAAACAAAACAAAAACAAACCCUCAGCAAUAAGUUGACUGAUUCUGGCAGCAAGACAAAUCUGGCACCACACAGCAGGCAGGCAGGGAGUUGCACUGCUCAUCCUUUCGGUUUGUCGGUGUGCGGGAAUGCUGGACAUCCACACGCAGCGAGGGAUUCGGCCGAAAGCGCAGAUCCUCAGCGACUGAGCCCUCUGCUCCCCCCCACCCCCGGCUUGGAAGAUACAGAUGUCAGAAGACAAGACAGACAAGGUAAAAAUCAAGCAAGCAGAAAGUUUUGACCAUGAGAAGCAAAAUAUUUCUUGGCUAAAGAAAGACAACCGUACCAGCUCCCUGCCUCUCCUGGUACUGCCUGGGGUGACGCCGAGCAGUGAGGACCAUCCAGACAACCAGCUUACAAAUGAAAAACACACAGAUGAAAAGCCUAUGAAAGGUAUUGUUAUGAGUUCUGUCGCAGAAUUCAGCAUCACAGACGCUUCAUCAAAGGGCACCAAAAAUGAGAAGAAAUUGUCAGAUGCGAGCAGAUCAUCCAUUGCUUCCCUGGAGAAAUGCAGAGAAUUCACUUACAUCGAAGAUGACGCAUCGGUACAUCAGAGGGACAGUGAUGAUGAAUGUGCAACUCUUAUCCUGGCCUGCUUGUUCUGCCAGUUUUGGGACUUUCUUAUAAUGCUGCCUGAUACCUGUGAACAUUGGCUGACAGAUACCUGUUGUCCAUCCAAUAGAUAUUACCAGACCUCUGAUGAAGACCACGGCAACAACGACUGCAACUGUGACUGUGACAUUGAUUGCAGCCUUUUUGAGUCCUGCCACGAGACUGGGGAAUGCCUGGAACUUGCCAUGGAAAUUUCUGAAGUCUGCUAUCGCUAAUAGGAAAACAAUUGACAAAAUUCCUCAAAGCUACCUGAAAGUGAACUGGCAGAUUACAAAGGAGACUUUUUUUUUUUUUUUUGAGAUAUUAAUAAUAACCAGAGAUUUUACCAGUGAGAACUGCGUGCAUCUUGCUGCUCCCUCCCUGGAGGUCUGUAUAUCUGUACCGUUCUGGUUCUGUGAUUUCACAAACUGCUGAAACCAAUAAAGGACAAAAAAGGGUCUUCUCCUUUGCCAUAGAUGACAACAGAAUUCCUAAGUGCCAAGCAUGCCACAUGCUACACCCACUGUCAAUCCAAGGCUUUUAUAAACCUAUAAUCCCUUUAAACACAGAUUUCCCCAUUCAUAAACACAGGACAAAUUAGGACAUUAUUUUAGGACUGAUAUAUACAUUAGUUCAUCUUCCUAAUGGAUUAAUACCUAAACAUGUACUACACAUUGUUGGUUAUUAUAAAUAAUUUAUGAUAUAGCAUCAUUUUAUAAUUAAAAAUUUAUUUAUUCAAUCUCUUAGAACACACUUAUAUGCUCAGUUUAGGUAGAAAAGAAAAUUAAAUGAAUUAGAAACCAUGCUAGUGGUAAUUACAGCAAAUGUUGCUAAAAUCUCUGGUGAGUUUUGUGGAGGAAGCAUUUUCACAGGGUAGUGCCAUUCGACAGUGUAUUAAUGUGUGUGCCUAUGGUUAUGUAAUAACAGGUUAUGCCUAUUGUUCAUUAGUUAUAGGAAAGGGCUCCUUAAGUGUAAUUAGCCUAAAUGGGAAUUGACUGCAUGCUUCCAGAGGAGAAUUACACUGUGGAUAGCCAGUAAACUCCUUUGCUUUAUUUUCAUUUGUAAGAUUUCUGCAAGCAGCAGAAUAUUGUCACCUAUUUUAGUGCAAACAGGCAUCUCCACCUGUGCACAAAAGAUUACAAAAUGACAGUAUCUAUCCUGGCUGUGCUUUCAAACUCCCUCUAUCUCUUUCCUGAUGGCAGGUCUGAUUAAUAAAAAGGAAAUACAUAUUGCACAUUACACAUAUGACAACAAAAGCACAUAAAUUCAGCUGCCUGAGGGUGCAGAACACAGGUAUUAAGCACAGAGGAAAACACAGAGUUGCUUGCUCAUAUUAGAUAUUUAUAGACUAACACCAGGGACAGUGUUUGCUUUGUACAGGCACUAAAAUUUCUCCCCCAAACCCCACUGAUCCCAGUGCAGAAGUGCCUGGGGAAUCACAAAGCAAGAUCCUGAGCAAGAUGCUGGGAUGCUGAGCAUGGCUGAAAUAAUCUGAAGCCUCUUGUUUAUUAAUCAGAGUAAUCCUGAUAGACAAAUAUUUAAUGGGAAAAAAAAUUCUCAUGAAUUACCUUUUUUUACCUCCACUUCUGGAAAAUUUCUGUCUUCAAACCACCAAAAAGUAAUAAUUAGAAUCACUAACAAUCUUUGUACAGGUGUCUUAGUGACCAGAGGACAACAAACCUCAGAUACCUUGUGUCUGUGCUCCUUCCAGGACAUUGGUGGGGAGCAGAAGAGGUUUUUUUAUUUCAAUUAUGACAUCACGUUAUGAGUUGCAGCCACCUGAAGGGACAAGAUCAUUAGUCCUUCACUGCCACAUCGAUGCCAGUCUGCUGGCUGGGUCUGGAUCCAAACCCCAAAGAACUACCCACUGUCAUUCAGGAGGCACUGGUUUGGGACACCCACCCUGGGCUGGGCAGUGCUGAGUUUUAAUGGUCCAGUUUCCAUUCUCCCAUAGACUUUUGAUCUGAAAUUUUCCAGUACUGAGCCUCACAACUAAACUCUCAGUGCAAUGUUUCAGGACACAGAGCCUUGGAUCGUUCUGUCCUUUCUAUCACGGCUUAUCCUUGGCAAAGUGGCACUUGGGUGUGUAUGAAUAAAAACACUGAGCCAAGGUACUUAAGGGUCAGAAAAAGGGAAAAUUUGGCCCACAUUCCAUUUCUUAGAGAAGUAUCAAUAGAGAUGUAUGUUGGCAGUCCUUGCUCUGUUGCCUCUGCCUGAAAGGGGAGUUUUUAUGUCCAAUGGCUGGAAGGAGCCCAAGAGAGGAAACCAGAGGGUGGCAUAUCCCAAAAUGUUAUCAGUGAGGACCCAGAGAUGGAGAGCUUGUCUUGCAAGCCAGGAUGUCUUGUUUCAGUUUUGAGCCUGCGAGGUAAUAUGCAUUGACCUCACUGGCAUCACCCAUAGCAAGUGAGGUCUCAAUUCAGCUGUGGAGCUGAAUUAACAAAUGUGCAGGUUUUUUCAACUGUUUUCCUAGGAAUUAUUCUUCCAAAGAUCUUUUUUUAUCAUGUUGCAACCCAUAGGUUGGGAUAUUGAGGUCAUGUCUGCUAUAGGGCAUGGGUAAGGUCAAAGACAGAAUUACAGAGGUCAUGGCCACAGCCAUGGUUAGACAGGAUGUCCCAACAAUAUGACUGGAAUCACACUGUGGGAUAUAUUGAGGGCUGCUGUUGUGGUGAAUGGUGGUAUUUUAAAUAAUGCAGCAAUAUCUCCUUACCUAAAAUGCACAAUGGCACAUUGCUCAGUUUUCUGCUUUAGGAAGUAGAUUUUUAGAGACCUUCUGUAUGAACAAUGAAACCUUGAAAAACGUGUUAUUUCAUACAAUGCAGCAGAAGCAGCACCUUAUGAUGACUUUCUUUUCUGUCAUAAAAUCGUUAAUUGCAACAUUGUGUUUUCAUGACAUAUAGGAACAUUUUAAUGUACUGACACCAGGGAAAGUCAGUCAGACUUUUCCAUUAAUUAUUCCAGAACCUGGGUUUCCUCUUUGAAAAGCCAUCCUAUUCCCACACUAAGAUGACUUCCUAGGGGCAGAAAAAUACCCAUUUAUCAGAUUUGAACAUGGGUAGACUUUCCAGUGAGACAGAAACUUUUGGAACAAUUCAAGGCUGUCUCUGUAUUCUCUGUUUACUGGGAAGGAAGGUCUGAGCGCCUGAGUAGGAGGCGUUUGGGUGGAUGGCUGUUGGGAACAUGUUGGACUCAGCUGUGCUCCCAGGAGAUGUCAGGGUGUGAAACCAGCUCCUCAGAACAACAAAUAGAAGUUACCAUUUUGCAAACGGGAACAUCACUCCGACACGACGCCUCUCCCUCCUCAGCACCAGGAAUGCGCCGACAGAUUGGCUGGGGGAAGAGAGAGACAGAGAUAAUAAUGAAGAGUUGUGUUGCUGCCUUCUACAGGAGGGGCCCAUGGGAUGCUCUCUAAGGAUCUCCUCUUGGAAAUGACCCAGCAGUCUCACCCUUGAGGAGAACAUGUCUUUUCACCUCCUUUACCCGUGUUCUCAGAACAUAAUACAGAUUGGGAUGUAAACUUUAGGGAAAUUGACGCUUGCUAAAUAUGGGAAAGGCCUCAGGGAGCUUCCAAAAGAUUAAAAAUUAGUUAUUCCCUAAGGAAAUUAAAUUCUCUGACUGACCAUGAGCCCUUGCCUAAUGUCGUUCUGGUGCCUUACUCUUCCUGCACACUAAAUGGGGGGCUGAAAAAAAUUAUCAUGUGUACACCACCAAAUAUAGGGAUGGAGCAUAUUAUAUUACCUCAUUUAACUUUCCUCUGCUUCCUAAACAAUUUUGAUGAUCCAUACUCUCUCAAGCAAUCAUCAACUAGAACAACCAACAUCUUCCUAAUUUCAAGACAACGCACAGCUCUGCCUUAAAUCCAGUGCUGCUUAGGGAUUCAGACUGAGUGUUACAGAUGAGCUCUAGAAGAUUUUGGUUCUCAGGAAGAAAGCAAAAUACAAGAACAACCAAUAUGUUUGCAAUUGUAUUUCUCCUACUAUGCUUGUACAGUAUCAAAAAAGUUCAAUAAUGUUGGACUAAGA
Myiozetetes cayanensis is the source of this 4662-nucleotide messenger RNA. It is a transcript of the gene MDFIC2, whose product is annotated as MyoD family inhibitor domain containing 2. The record is from RefSeq and is a predicted model, not a curated record. NCBI's taxonomy places the organism in Eukaryota, Metazoa, Chordata, Aves, Passeriformes, Tyrannidae. The transcript is spliced from 5 exons. Bases 241 to 879 code for a protein of 212 amino acids.